CUUUUUACCAUUGACGCAUUAAUUUGGCUGUGUGAAUGGAUCGCAUUAUUUUCGUUGCACCAACGAUUUUAAGCGGCUUGCGACGGCAUUUUUAUCGUUCCACCAUCUGGUAACACUGCCCAGGCCGAAAAGGAAUGGAUUUUCGAAAUCUAGAUAAAUUAAAUUGGCGUUUGCAUCUCAGUAACAAUAACAAUAUCGUUAAUUACAGUGCGACGCGGUCCCGCAGUUCUGAUGCGGCUGACGAGCAACUCCCGGAGCUUUUACUCAGCCAAGUCAAUUGUGGGACCGGUGUAAAGACAAUGGGCACAAACCAAAAACGAGCAGCAACAACAUCAGCGCAGGCCGUAGCAGUGGACGAGCUGGUCGACGGAACCGGGGGAGAUGGCGAGGCUAAGACAGGAGAGUGCGGUGCAGCGACCAUGGCCGCAGAGGGUGGUGAUAAGCAGGAGGAAAGUGCUGCCUACUGCGAACUGGACGUGGCAAGCUAUGGACUUACAGCAGCAGAACUCUCAUCCUUUGAAGCCGCCGCUUGUGGCUAUAACUCCAGCCGCACCUCCAUAAACAAUUCGACGGAAAAUCUAAGCUAUGCUAGUGAAAAUUUUUAUGGUGACGAUCUAAUUUUGCUGGACGACGACAACGAGAACGCAGAGGAGAUAUCUAUCAACUCUGACGACUGUGUCUACGCUUACUGUGGUGAAGGGGCUGAUCUGGACAUGAAGAUAAUCGCCACGGGCAGCUUAGGUAGGCAGCACUUGGACAUCGGCCGAGGACCAGUACAUGCUGUAGGAAGCGAUAGCGUCAUUUGCGUCGAAGAUGAGACCGAGUUCCUGGAAAUGGACUUCGAGCCAGACCCCUCAUCAGAGUUGGAUCUUGUUGGCGGGCCCCACCAUAUGGGCAUCCUGCCGCAGGCCAAUUUGUUGUUAAUGCAACGCGACUAUAGCCAAAUGACCAACGUAGGCGGAGCUACUUCCUCGCAGGAAGGGCAGCUGCACAGCUCGCCCAUAGAUGAUUUUCCGCAAGAAGAUCUAAUGCAGCAUCAAAAGCAGCGCCUUAGUAAGAAGUUCGCCCGCAUCAACUUGAAUUUAGAUAAAAUCAAAGACGUAGGUGUUAGUGAAGCUGGCGUGGACAUAGAUUUAAAUGAGCUAAUAAUUGUUGGCGCGGAAAAGCAGGUUAAAUCCUCCGGAAGCUUUCGGUCUCAGGCUCAUUCGUUGCCUAACCCAUUGCGCACAGGCUCAAAUUUUUCGCGCAGCACUAGUGUCCCCAGCGAAAAUCCAGAGCCUAAGCUGACUGGUGCUAAGCCAAAGCGUUUUUUGCACACCUCGUCUGUGAUGAAUAAAAGCUCCUCAUACAAGUCGCGGCGCUCUCGCCCUUCGACUAGCUUUGACGAACGUUGCUAUAGCUGCACUGAUUUCCGUGCAACAUCAUGCCAGCAGCAACUGUCAGGGUCGGGGACAAAGCACGAUCAAGUUGCUCCUGCGACUAUUGUGACAUUGACCACGUCUUCUUCGUGCACGGACCAAUUUGACUUGGGAAUCAAAGAGGAAAACUGCUUAGACUGUCUAGAAAAGGAGUUCUUGGCCAACACCAUCGGCAAAGCCCCAGACCCGGGCACAUGUCCUAAAUGCCGUAGAUCAGCUGGCAGUCGGGGCAGUAGCAUUUCGCUUUACGCGCGGUCGGACCAGGUGCGCUGUCGAAGCGGGUCCCCAGUAUACUUCGAUGGGGUUCCGUUCGCCAACAGGUACAACUUAUUAAUAACCGGAAUGGUUUCUGGUUCCAAUUUGUACCCAACCCGCAACCAAAGUUUUAUUUCGUGUGAUAAUAGUUUCAACGGUCUACAGCUUCUCAAUCAAGGCUAUCUGACUGAGCCACUGGUGGCAAGUCUGUCUACAGGAAAGACGUGCAACGAGGAGCACCUAGUGCAAGCCCUUGAUAAACUGCGCGUGCCCUAUGACAGGGAGCUGCUUCAUGGCUAUUUCAAGCAACUGGACAAGCGGCGACGGACAGAAAGCAGUGUCAAUCUUAAGCAGCUACUGAUACAGGCCUCAAAGCAGCAGGGAAACCAUCCCAAACUUAAACGGCUGAUCGAGAUGGCGACCCAUCAACAGCUCAUUGUCCAAUUUAAACGGAAUGCCGAAGGCAGAACUGAAUUAGUGCCUAUAAAUGUGAGGGACAUACUUAAUGCCUGGGCACGUUGUCGAGAUCUUUCCCUCCUUCAGCAACUAGAUGGUCGCUUUCAUUGCGCAAACGUGAUGGGAAAGGUUGGUCACAUCGUGCGUCAGGCAACAGUACCAGCAUCCACACAAGCACAGGCCGCGUCAACAACCUCUUUUUGUAAACGCACCCUGCCUGAAUAUUUAAUGGUCCCGCAGUAUUACAUGAGUGGGGUGCUGACCCUAACCCGCAAAUGUUAAGACGUACUUGCACAACCACUUAAUUAUUUUCACACAAAACCGGAUACACAUCAUCUCUCUAAAAGUGCUUAGACCAGUUAUAUUGUUUAACUUUUGAGAUAAGUCAUCUUCCAUAUAAAAUAAGGUGAACGCACGGCCGUGACCCACCGUUUAUGUCGGGUUACCACCAGUCUCUCCGCUCUAAAAAAAAAUAGAAAUAAAGAAACUCAAAAAAUCUCAAAAAUGUUAACCAUGUUCGCCAUAAUAUACAUGUAUCAAUACAAAUAUAUCUGCCUCGCCUACCAACGCCUUACCCUAUAAUGUAUAUGUUUAGAAGCAUUGGAUAGAAGUCUUUGUAUACGAGCCCUGACCACUAUUAAUUCGCACGCCUGGUGUUUUUACGCAUAUGCAAUGUUUAGCACACAAUAUAUGUGAAGAUAAUGCAGAUAACACAUACAAACAUAUAAUUUUCUGAAAGGUAAUUUUAUUCUCUGUUUGAUAGAAAAAAACGUACAACAACAACAGCAAUUAUUUAAAUAUGGGACUCUAUUUCAACAGAGCAGUGCCAAUACCUGCUUAAUUCAAUGCAAAUUAAUUGUAAAUGUGUUUCAGGGGCUAAGGGUGAUGUUACCAAGUAUUAAUAUUAAUUAUAUAUAUUAUAUUAAGCCAAAUAGACUGUAAAGUUUAUAGCGUACGAAAUAAUAGUGGUCAAGCGUUUGUAAACAAUAAUAAGAAUAGUGUAUGUAAAUAAAUCCUGUUGUUGUUGUACGUUAAAAAACUACAAACUUUUUGUUCUAUCAAAUAGAGAAUAAAAUUAUCUUUCAGAAAAAUAUAUGUUUGUAUGUGUUAUCUGCAUUAUCUUCACAUAUAUUGUGUGCUAAACAUUGCAUAUGCGUAAAAACACCAGCCGUGCGAAUUAAUAGUGGUCAGGGCUCGUAGUUCUCUACUCUAAUGUAUGUAUAUAUUUAUACUCUUUUGGAUAUAUGUAUUAAGUGAAAUAAAAAAAAAUUGCUCAUUUA
Drosophila teissieri is the source of this 3409-nucleotide messenger RNA. RefSeq lists its product as uncharacterized. The record is from RefSeq and is a predicted model, not a curated record. The transcript is spliced from 5 exons. Bases 135 to 2411 code for a protein of 758 amino acids. NCBI's taxonomy places the organism in Eukaryota, Metazoa, Arthropoda, Insecta, Diptera, Drosophilidae.